This is a messenger RNA of Fomitopsis serialis, 1956 nucleotides long. RefSeq lists its product as uncharacterized. The transcript has 5 exons. The record is from RefSeq and is a predicted model, not a curated record. Bases 1 to 1956 code for a protein of 651 amino acids. Lineage: Eukaryota; Fungi; Basidiomycota; Agaricomycetes; Polyporales; Fomitopsidaceae.
AUGCCUUCUCCCAGCUGGCUGGCCUGCUCCGAAUGCUCGUGCGCCUACAGCGCCCACCUCUACGCCUCGGCGAUCGAGCCUCGAGGCUCCCAACCACCUCCAAUCGCCACCUGCAGCCCAGCAUCUCGAGCUGCACGGUCCGAGUCCGUUCGGAGACCCGUGGGAGUUCCGUCCCCGCGCGAGCGCCCGGACGCGUCACGCGCUGAGUCGCUCGCUCAACGUGUCGACCUCGCCCCUCCACCCUUCUCGCGCCCCGACUCUCCCGCUGCCCUCCGAACCACUCCCGCGGGCAGCCUGCAACAUGAGUACCGAGCCGAGCGAACUCUUCGCUCGCUCGGUACAAGUGGCUGCCUCGCCGCCAACGGCUCAAGGCCAGAGGUCGAGCAACCGCGCGUCCGUCCUCUGCGCGACAGCAAGACCGACACGUCGAUGCGCACGCCAAGGCCCCGACAGGAGGUGCCACCCAUGGUGCGGCCGACCAACGCGCAGCCCGCCUGCAAGCCCAACGACCAGGCCAUCCCGACGCGCGUGAGGGCAAGCACGCAGGCCUCGCAGACAAACAGCGCGUCUCGCGCCUGCAAGCCAGCUCCGCUAGACGCGUCGACGCGCGCAGCCAAUCACACGGAGGAUGCGCAGACCUGCGCUCGAACGCAGCACUGCGAUGGAACAAGCAAGGAGGCCGACGGGAGAGUCAGGACGACUCUGAUGAGUACACCCUUCCGUCCCCCAUCGUCCUCUCCUCUCCUCCCUCGCAUUGCGCCUCCACACCCGCAUUCCACGCCUCCACCAGCUAACACCGUGCCGACUUCCUCGCUCUGCGUCUGCCUGCUCGCUUCACGGUCCUCGAGGUCUGGACUCUCCGCCAGUACCUCGCUGUCCCCUUUGCACUUUGGUUCUCUCACUGCCCACGACUCCACCCGCACGGGCGACCCUCCAGACAACUCAAGGCCCGAAGCCGUGCAACCUCGCGCUCGACCUCAGCGUGAUGGCGAGUCCGACGCGCCAACGCGUACGCCAAAGCACCGACUGGGAGCCCAGUCCACAGCGUGGACGUCCGAUGCACCCAUGCAUCCAUCCGUGUCACGCCCGCACCCUACGCAUCUGGCCUCGUCCCACUCGCCUCCGUCCCCAAUCCCGUCCGACUCGCCGCCGUUUGCACCCCCGCGCCCUGUCAGCCCUCCCCGGUUCGACUCGUGCCUCAGCGACCCCACGGCCUUCAAGAUCGCUCGUGCAGACGGCCUGCAGGGCAAAGAACGGGUCGUGCGGAUCUGUGUCUUACACGUUCCGAACGUUAAAACCGGAGUGAGAUUUGCCCGUUUCGAACGUGGCGGCCGGCGCCGGCCGGAGGGGUCCGGGUCCACGUUGCAGAUGUGGAGGUUGCAGAUGUGGACGUUGCCAGUGAUCCGGCCGGAGAUCAUGCCAGCCGGUUCAGCCUUGUCCCCAAUGUUGCGGCCGGCCCUGCCCUCCUCAAAUACCACCUCCAAUGUUGCGGCCGGGCUGUUUUCACCAGACGUUGCAACGCUCCGGCCGGAGCGCGUGCCAGCCCACCCCCCACUGCUCAACGCUCCGGCCGGAGUGCAUGCCAGCCCCGCCCCCCCUCCUCAAUGUUGCGGCCAGCCUGUUUUCACCAGACGUUGCAACGCUCCGGCCGGACUACACCCCGGCCGCCCCCCCCCACUUCUGAAUGAUCCGCCGGCCUCUUUCACCCAACGUUGCAAUGCUCCGGCCGGAGGACUUUUUGCCGGCCGAAAACACAAUGUCUUGGGCCGAGGGUACAGCCAAAACUCGGCCAAAGCAGCCAGACAUUUUGCCGGCCAAGCUUUUGCUUCACCGACCAGGCAAGCAUUGUCUCGGGCCAAAAAGUUGACCAUUUUCUCGGGCCGAAGAUUUGAGUACUGCCUCGGGCCGAAGAGUUGGGCAUUUUCUCGGGCCGAAGAUUUGGCCGAAGCUCGGUGA